Pyrgilauda ruficollis (rufous-necked snowfinch) is the source of this 1128-nucleotide messenger RNA. RefSeq names its product C1q and TNF related 8 (gene C1QTNF8). The record is from RefSeq and is a predicted model, not a curated record. Lineage: Eukaryota; Metazoa; Chordata; Aves; Passeriformes; Passeridae. Gene Ontology annotation, molecular function: protein binding.
AUGUGGUUUUGGGUUCUGUGGUGGAGUUUUUUUCAUCCUUUUUUUUUUUUUUAAUCCAAAUUUUUUUUUUUACUUUUUAUUUCCAUCCCUGGGAGAGGCCCUGCAGAAUUCCAGACUGGCAGCGAAUCCUGAGGAAACCGGAGUGGGACAAAGGCUCAGGAGCCCGGCACAAGUUGGUGCAAGCAAAGAAAACCAGGAAAAAAUUCCUUUUGCCAAGGUUUCCUAAGGAUCCAGCCUGACUUUCUGUGUUUCUCUUGGAUCCCAGCACGGAAGCUGCAGCCUGGCUGGAGAGCUGCAGCAGCAGCAGCGGAGGAACAGCAAGGGAAGGAAAAUCCAGGGAUUCUGAGGGACCAGGUGAGGAGGAUGAGCGCCGUGAUCCUGCUGCUCCUGCUUUCCGCCGGGAAUGCCGCAUCCCAGCCGGAGAAGGCGCUGCCCCGGCGGCGCCUGGCGUGCGUGAGGUGCUGCGGGCCCUCGGAGCAGCCCGUGUCCAUCUUCUCCCAAAGGUCCGCCAGGAUGAGUGGCCAGCCCGAAUAUUCCCUGCCCAAAAUCCAGCCCACCAUCGACAUCACCAUCCUCAAAGGCGAGAAGGGCGAGAUGGGCGAGAGGGGAUUCCCUGGAGCAGCCGGGAAGGCGGGAGAGCGGGGAUCCCGCGGGCUGAGCGGCCGCAAGGGCCAGAAGGGCCAGCCCGGCCCCCAGGGCCACUCCUGCAAGCAGCUCUUCGCCGCCUUCUCCGUGGGCCGCCGCAAGCCCCUGCACAGCUCCGACUACUUCCAGCACGUCACCUUCGACACGGAAUUCGUCAACCUCUACCAGCACUUCAACAUGUUCUCCGGGAAGUUCUUCUGCUACGUCCCCGGGAUUUACUACUUCAGCCUCAACGUGCACACCUGGAAUUUCAAGGAGACCUACGUGCACCUGAUGAGGAACGAGCAGGCCGUGGCCAUCCUGUACGCCCAGCCCAGCGACAGGAGCAUCAUGCAGAGCCAGAGCCUGAUGCUGGAUCUGCAGGAAGGGGAUGAGGUUUGGGUCAGGAUGUUCAAGAGGGAGAGGGAAAAUGCCAUUUACAGCGAGGAGUCGGAUGUGUACAUCAUCUUCAACGGGCACCUGAUCAAACCCGCCCUGGAGUAG